CAAAAAUCCUAGAUACAGAGAACGCGGGUUCUUUAAACCUGCCAUGUUUGAUAAUAUAAAUGAAACAUCCAAACAGAAACAAAUAUCAACAACUAAUCAUGAAAAUUUAAUUGAAUCUCAUUUAAUAAAAACAGCUCAAAUAUUAGAAGAUACAUUAGAUGAACAAAUUAAUCGUUUAGAUAAUUUAAAUGAUGAUGAUUUAGAAGCUAUUCGUAAACUUCGAAUUAAACAAAUGAAAGAAGAAUCAAAACAACAUUCUGAAUGGUUAGCUUUAGGACAUGGUGUUUAUUCUGAAUUAUCAAAUGAAAAAGAUUUUUUUACUACUUGUAAAACAUCAUCAUUUGGUCUUGUUUGUCAUUUUUAUCGUGAUUCAACAUUUCGAUGUAAAAUUUUAGAUAAACAUUUAAGUUUAUUAGCUUCAAAACAUAUUGAAUGUAGAAUGGUAAAAAUAAAUGCAGAGAAAGCAACAUUUUUAACAAAACGAUUAAAUAUUCAAGUGAUACCAACUUUAAUUCUUGUUAAAAAUGAAAAAGUAUGCGAUCGUAUUAUUGGAUUUGAUGAACUUGGUGGUCAUGAUGAAUUCUCUACUGCUAUGCUUGAAUGGCGUUUAGCUAUUGGUAAAGUGAUUAAAUAUUCUGGUGACUUAACAGUUCCACCAGAUAUAGAUAAGAAAAAGAAAAAGUCUACAUGUAGUAAUUUAUCAAAUAUUACUACAAAACGAUGUGACAAUAAAUCUAUAUAUAAUAAGUAUUUUGACAAUAACAAUGAUGAUGAUGAUGAUAACCAAGAUAGUGAUUAAUUAGUUGUUGUUAUGCUAGUUGUAACUUCCUCUCUAUCUUAUAUAACAAUUCAGUUUUACGUGGCAAUUGUUUUUUUUUUUUAAAUUUUGUAACCAUUAUCUCUAUAUGCACAUGUAAACAUAUAGAAAUACAAAUUACAGAUCAUAUUUUACUUUGGAAUAAUGUGUCUUUGGGUUUUUAACUUCUUCAAUAUCAGCAAGAAAAAUAAAUAGGAAUACAACGGGUAAAAGUUGAUUAUCUCUGUCUGUCUGUCUCUCUAUAAUCAGAAGGGGUUUUGUGGAAAUUUUUUAGAAAUUUCAAUAGUUGAGAUCAUGAGUCAAUUGAAGAUAGAUCACCAGUGCUUCUAGGUUUUUGAUGUUCGUCUAGCUUCAAUUGACUCAUGAUUUCAACGAUUAAAAUAUAUUUAUUUGUAAAUAUUGUGUUUACAUUUUUGUUAAAUUUUUAUGUAUUUGAUAUUGUGUUAUAUAUUUCAUAUAGUAAUAUAUCUAUUUGAUUUUUUGUUCUUUUCUUUUUAAUCGAUGUUAUAUUUCAUCAUAUAGUAUUAUAUGUAUUGUUGUAAAGAAAGUUCCUUACUUG
Schistosoma margrebowiei is the source of this 1376-nucleotide messenger RNA. The record is from the annotation of a GenBank genome assembly. NCBI's taxonomy places the organism in Eukaryota, Metazoa, Platyhelminthes, Trematoda, Strigeidida, Schistosomatidae.